Closterium sp. Yama58-4 is the source of this 2871-nucleotide messenger RNA. The record is from the annotation of a GenBank genome assembly. Lineage: Eukaryota; Viridiplantae; Streptophyta; Zygnematophyceae; Desmidiales; Closteriaceae.
AUGCUUCAGACGAUUAACCGGGUCUUCACCCAUAGCACCAGCUUCAAGAGACGGGGAAAGGGGGAUCAUGAGAACAGCGGAGAUAAGUCUCCGCUUAGCGGAAAAAACUCCUCCGCAGGGGACCAGCGACCAGACUCCCCUAUUCGACUCGGAUCACCGUCGAUUGCGGCGCUAGGCGAGUCGACGCUUAAAAAAAUUGUUAAACGGUCGUUCUAUGGCGACACGUCGGUGGAGCCGCUCGUCGAUGGGAGGGGAGGAACGGGAAAGGAGGUUCCUACAGAAAUGCUCGCGUUUGAGAUAGGGGCCAUCAUGCGUCGCACGCUUGAAAUAUGCGACUCCAUGUCCGAGAAAAUGCUCUCCUCGCUACGCGCCAACCUUCAGGCGCCUGGCGUGGUGACUUUAAUCUCCAGCGACCUUAGAGUACUAUGGGGCCUCGCGGGGUACGAGAAGCAUCAGGAACUGCGGUCCGUCGCGUGCCGCGUCGCCGUGUUGGGUCGCAAGUGCCGGGAAUCGCGGCUGCACAAACUCGAGCGGCUCUUUGCGAGGCUCGCCAGCAUAGAUGCCGAUUAUAAGAUGUUCUCGGCGUCUUCCGCUGAAGGGGAGGUGCUUCUUAAGUUCAUGCGCGAGCAAGCGGAGGCGACGAGCGAGCUGAAGAGCGAGAUGGAGUCCAUUCAGGAGCUCCACAGCCGCAUUCAGGAGUACGGCGAGUGGAACUCGCUGCAGGAGAUGGUGACGCAGGGCAAGCUCGUGGAGAAGCUGCAGGGUCACUGCCUCUGGGCGUACCACCUCGACUUCCUCGUGCAGUUACUCAUCAUAGCAGCAUGCUACGUGCGCAAGAAGAUAUUUGCCGCGUUCGGGCACGGCAUGUGCCCGCCGCGCAUCCGGGAGGCGUGUGUGGGGGAGGCGGGUCUCGCUCUGCACUAUGCCAACGUGGUUGUGCUGCUGGAGCGGAUCAUCCAACAGCCGGACGAAGUGCUGGGACCUACACGGGACGAGCUUUACGAGAUGCUUCCCCGCAACAUACAGUACCUGCUGCGCGUGCAGCUGCAGGACGCUGUCAACUUCCAGGCGGACGGGCGCGUGGAGGCGAACCUGAAGCGCGGGCUGCUGCUGCUGCCCACCAUGGCGCACAACACCAUCACCUGGCACUCGCUGCACACUCCUGGGGCUGCUCUGGAUUCAUCGGAGACAGUGUUUCAAGUGCAGACGUUUUACUUCGCGAAUCUGCAAGCGGUGAACGCCACGCUAGUAGACGUCCUUUUAGGCCUGUGCCGCAUAUGCGGGGUGGAGUCCCCAAUAGGCUGUGUCUCCACACAGGUGCCCGCCUCUCUUGACUACUCCCAGCUCGUCGCAGAGAAGGUGGCCGAGGCAGAGAGGCAGUUCCGCAAGGCAUGCGGCAUGGACGGGAGAGAUGAGGACUGGUUCGGCGGAGAGGUCACCAAGGUGCAUGAUGACUCGUGCCAGGCUAGACGCGCGCAAACGCCAAGGGGUGGUGAGGCGGCUUUAGCAGCUUCAGCAGCUGCAGCGGCUGCAGGGGCUGCAGCGGCUUCGGAGGUGGAGGGUGGGCGGAGUGAGGGGAGCGGUAUUGUGCGGGAGAAGGCUUUGCAGUGUAACCGGCCGCACACACCCGCGCCUACUGCUGCUACUGUCUCCGCCACUGCUACCUCUGCUGCUGCCGCUGCUGCUGCUGCUGCUGCUGCUGCUGCUGCUGCUGCUGCCUCUGCUGCCGCCGAGUUUGGUGGUGCUUGCUCUGGUGCAGAAGGGGAGGGCAGCAGGGGCACAAGCACAGCCAUGACCAUGAAUAUGCACAAGAGCAGCAGCACGGGUAGUGCUGGUGGUGGCGGCGGUGUGAAUGGCGGCAGUGACGGCACAGGCAGCCCUGCGUUCGUGACUCCCCCUGAGUCCCCCGCCAGUGCCGUCCCCCUGCGCUCUGCCGUCCCUGUGUCCCGGUCUGAAGGUGGUGGGACGGAGAAGAGGGGGGGUGCUGCGAGGAGGGGGGGUGGGAGGGCAGGGGGCAGGGAAGGCGAGGAGCAGAACACCACCGACCCGCACUCCUCUUCCUCCCUGACCUCCUCCGCGCUCUCUUCCGCGCUCUCCUCACUUCCCUCCUCCAUCCCCUCCAUCCCCUCCUCUGCCUCGUCCUCCUCCUCGUCCUCUCGAGGCUGGGGGUCGCAGCGGUGGGGUUUUGGCAAGUCUAGAUCCAUGCGGGUGACUACCGCUCCUCCCACCACGCCCCCUCGUCCCUCCACCCCUCCUCCUAGCAGCCUAUAUUCCGAUCCCAUGCUUGCUGCUGGUGUCACGGAUUGGGAUUCUGAGAGUCCUGCUGCUGCUGCUGGUCGGGUUGAUGGGAGCCUGUCGUUUGAUCACUCCCUCUCCUCCUCCAUGCUCUCCCCCUCGCUGCUGGAAACGAGGCGCCUGCGCAAGGCCAUGCAGGGAGGGGCGAUAGUGGGGUGUUUCACAGGGGGCGGGGCAGCAUCUGCUAUGGAUAGUGAGUCAGAGGCAGAAGGGGGGAGGAGAGGAGGGGGAGGUGGGGGAGGGGGAGGCUCUAGGCCAGGUACGGCUGGAGGCAGGUCUGGGAGGGAGAAGGGGGAGAGGUCAAAAGGGGAGAGAGCGAGUGGGGAGAGGGUGAGUGGGAGAUCAGGUGGGGAAUCUGGUGGUUCGGGACGACGGUCGAAGCUGCUUGGGGGUAGCAGCAGAGAGAGUGCUAAGGGAAGUGGGGAUGGGAGUGGGAGGCGGGGUGGUGGUGGUGAGGGAGCGACCGGCAGCAGCACUCCGAGAAAGACCAAGCAUUUCUACUCGCAGCCGAUGCCGCCGCGUGCGCAGUGGAAUGAGCAGGUGGGGGUCUCAACAGAGGCUGAUGGGACAUCAUAA